UGUGAAGCUACCAAUGGAAAACCAAGAGCACAUAGCAAUCUAUCACUAUGAUAUUGAUGAUGAAAAAGAGGAAGUAGAAGAGGUCUUAGAAGAAGUAGAUAAUGGACUGGACUGUUCAGCAGGCUUGACUCCUCCAGAAAGAAGUCCAGAGCAUGAAAAUCCUAGGAUGACAAGGCUUCCUACAAGAAAGAAUGAAGAUCCAGGGACUGAAGUAAAGAAUAAGAUGGAAAAUAUUGGAGCUAACCUCAGUAGUGCUGUUACUGAAAAGAAGAGAAGGAUGGAGGCAUACAUUAAAGGCGUUGUCAAGGACUGCAACAAGAGUAUCAAACAGCAUUUGAAAUUUCAUGAAGAUGAAGUGCGAGAGUUUAAAAUUGAAUAUACUGAGCAGAUUAUAACACUGUUCCAGCAAUGGGAUUUCGAUAUAAAGCAACUUGGAGACCAAGAAGAUAAACUGACUGCUAAUUUCCAUCAACAACAAAAGACUUUUCAACAAGCUAGAAUGAUUCAGAACCACAACCUGAAAGGACUUAAGCAGGAAAACGAGGAGUUUCUUAAGGAUUUGGAGGACUUGGAGGAUGGCAGUCUACUUACUAGCGUACGCAACGAAAUUAAAAAACAAAUGACUCUGUUGCAAAAAAAAAUUACAGGGAGUUAAAUAUUGAAUUGUAACAACAGGGAAUAGUAGAAGUUCCAACAUACUUUGUUUCUCUGAAAUACAAUAAUUAACAAAUGUUAUUCUGAUGAGUCUUGAGAAAAACUUGUACCUGAAAAAUAUAC
Phodopus roborovskii (desert hamster) is the source of this 777-nucleotide messenger RNA. RefSeq names its product synaptonemal complex protein 3. The record is from RefSeq and is a predicted model, not a curated record. The transcript has 7 exons. The coding region runs from base 14 to 655 and encodes 213 amino acids. Lineage: Eukaryota; Metazoa; Chordata; Mammalia; Rodentia; Cricetidae. Gene Ontology annotation, cellular component: synaptonemal complex. Gene Ontology annotation, biological process: meiotic cell cycle; spermatid development.